This is a messenger RNA of Aspergillus nomiae NRRL 13137, 933 nucleotides long. Its product is annotated as Ldh family oxidoreductase. The transcript has 3 exons. The coding region runs from base 1 to 933 and encodes 310 amino acids. Gene Ontology annotation, molecular function: oxidoreductase activity. The record is from RefSeq and is a predicted model, not a curated record. Lineage: Eukaryota; Fungi; Ascomycota; Eurotiomycetes; Eurotiales; Aspergillaceae.
AUGGACCCCCAGCAAGAAAAGAAACACAUCACCGCCGGGGACGCAGAGUCAUUCACCACAAAAGUCCUCACAGCAAACGGCGUGCCCCUCGAAAAUGCCACAAUAAUCAGCAAAUGCCUCGUGCAAGCCGACCUCCGGGGCGUAGACACGCACGGCAUAAACCGGAUCCCAUCAUACAUGGAGCGGAUCCGGCAGGGCGUGCUGGACGCUAAGGCCCACCCGUCCCUGAAGCAGAUCACACCUGUCGUCGCACAAGUAGACGGACAGAAUGGGUUUGGGUUCGUGGCCGCGCACAUGGGGAUGCGCGGGCGAUUGAGAUGGCGCGCGAUGCAGCAGGCGUUGGAUGCAGGGAUGAUGAGUCUUGUAUUUACAAAUUCAUCGCCUGCGUUGCCGGUUUGGGGCGGCCGGGAGAAGUUGAUGGGGGUUUCGCCUUUGGCGUGUGGGGCGCCGGCUGGGAAGGAGAAGCCGUUUAUUUUGGACAUGGCGCCUUCGAUUGCGGCGCGCGGCAAGAUUUACAAGGCUGCCCGACGUGGGGAGAAGAUCCCCGCUGACUGGGCGUUGGAUGGGGAGGGCAGGCAGACCGAGGAUCCGAAUCGGGCAUUGGAGGGCGUUAUGUUGCCUAUGGGGGGUCCCAAGGGGUCAGCGUUGGCGGUCAUGAUGGAUCCCGCGGAUGUGGGCCAUUUCUUGGUGGCUAUUAAGCCAGAUUUGUUUAUGGGGUUGGAUGACUUCAAGGAGCGUAUGGAUUAUCUUUAUCAGAGGGUGGUUGGAUCUGAGAAGAUGGCUGGUGUGGACCGGAUUUACUAUCCUGGGGAGAUUGAACAGAUUACGCGCGAGGAAAGAGUGAAGACGGGGAUUCCUUUCGUUCAGGCUGAAAUUGAUGCUUUGAACAAGGAGGCGGACAAGGUUGGGUUGGAGCAUCUUGUCGUAUCAUAG